AUGAUUGGUGUGAAAAUAUCUAACACAUACGGAAUCGAACAUCCCUACUGGCUGAACUUUAACCGAUUAUUUGGCGGUAUCUCUCGAAGGCAGGACAACAUAACUGGUGCGAAAGCCUUGCAAAUGGUUUAUCAAAUUCAUGAUCCGUCUGACGAAGGCGCCCGCGAAAACGUUCUCAACUGGGAGAAGAAAUUUACCGAUAAAAUGGUCUUGGUAGACACACUUCCCUGCUUCGAAGUCCACUACUCGAGUGAGACGAGCCUGGAUGACACUGUCGCUGAGAGCACUGGAUCCGAUGUCAAAUUGGUGUCAAUCUUUUAUACUCUCAUGGUCUCCUUUGCUUGCAUCAUGCUAGGAAAGUUUUCAAAUCCAUUGACCGGCCAUUCCCUGCUCGCUAACGCAGGAGUGUUCGCAGUGACUCUGGAUAUUUUAGCCGGACUCGGCCUCGGUAUGUGGUUCCAAGUGCCAUUCGUCAGUAUCAAAGGAGUGCUUCCGUUCCUGAUCCAUGGAAUCGGCCUUGACGGCAUUUUCAUUCUGGCAGAUUAUCUUGAUCGACAGCCACAUGACCUGGCAACGACUGAAAAGAUCAAAGGAGAGAUGAGGCAUACUGGUGCAACUGUUACCAUGACAACUAUAGCAGAUUUGGUGGCGUUUGCAGUGAGCACAUCCGCUUCAUUUCCAGCCAUUAGAUAUUUCUGCAUCUACGCUGCUCUGACGGUAACGUCAUCCUUCCUAAUGGACUUCCUAAUGGUUGUCACCUUCUUUGUGGCCAAAAUGACCUAUGAUGUAAGAAGAAUUAAAUCUGGUCGCAGAGAUUGCCUCCCAUGCUGCUUGGCACCGCGAACCAAAGAUGGAGAGCCAGCCUUGGACGAGCCCAUCACACAGACGUCAAGUCGAGUCACGAAGGCUUGGGGAAAAUUCUUGAUGCUUCCAGAAACGAAAAUUGAGGCUACAAUUAUCUCGCUGGUGCUGAUUGGAGCUGGGAUUUACGGAGUCACCCAUGUGGACGAGGCGUUUAACAGAAAAAUAGCAGAGGAUGAUUCUUACUUGUGUUACGAGGAUCGAAAAAACGCUAUGCUCACACUUUGUGAAGAUAUCAAAGAAAAGUCGGAACUUGAUGUCUAUCCAAUUAAUCGACUCUUCAUAUACUUUGAGCAGUACGCCAUUACCUCCAGGGAAACCGUAAGGAAUCUUAUAAUCGCAGCCAUAGCAGUACUUCUUGUUACCAGUCCCAUUUUGGUGGGCUGUACGGUUACAUUCCUUGUGAUGCUGAGCUUUGCGGACCUGAUAGGCGAGUUUUUUGGACUAAUGGUCAUCUGGAAUGUUUCCCUUAACUCUGUUUCCAUGGUUAACCUCGUUAUGGCCACUGGAUUUGCAGUCGAUUACAGUGCACAUAUAGCGCAUGCGUACAUCACAUCAAAUGAGGGAACAGUUAAUGGACGAGUAAUGGAUGCCUUGAGUACUUUAGGAGCAAGUGUAUUUAUGGGAGGAUCCAGUACCUUCCGUAGCAUGGUCGUUCUUGCAUUUGCGGCAUCACAGAUCUUCCGAAUAUUCUUCAAAAUGUUCUUCGGUAUCGUCGUGCUCGAUCUUGUCCAUGGCUUGUGCAUCCUACCUGUUCACCUAUCCUUGCUUUGCUGGAGACCAGCUGUUAGAAUCAGGCCUCCCUUACCCGAGGACACUUCUGGGAAACAAAGUAAUGUAUGCAGCAGGGUGGAUGCACUCUGCGCUCCUGAAUCUGGAAAGAAUAAUUGUGACAGGCAAACAAACGUCUAA
Molecule: messenger RNA, 1773 nt
Organism: Stylophora pistillata
Lineage: Eukaryota; Metazoa; Cnidaria; Anthozoa; Scleractinia; Pocilloporidae
Product: patched domain-containing protein 3-like
Source: RefSeq, a predicted model, not a curated record